Molecule: messenger RNA, 1235 nt
Organism: Microplitis mediator
Lineage: Eukaryota; Metazoa; Arthropoda; Insecta; Hymenoptera; Braconidae
Product: NADH-cytochrome b5 reductase-like
Exons: 3
Coding region: 375-1235 (286 amino acids)
Molecular function (GO): oxidoreductase activity
Source: RefSeq, a predicted model, not a curated record
GCGAAUUUUUACUUCAAUUUUAUUGAGUGGAGUUAUUUUUAUUAAUAAUAUUUUCAAAACUCCGCUCCGGAGUGAAUUUCACUCCGGAGAGAUUAAAUUAAUAAAAAAUUAUCUACUCCGCGAAAACUCCCCUGCGGAGUGAAUUUCACUCCGAGGGGAGUGAAUAAUUAAAAAUUCAUUCACUCCGCAUUCACUCCGCAUUCACUCCGGAUUUAAUCCGCAUUCACUCCGCGAAUUUUUUACAGUGUAUGAGUGUGAAUGCAAAUGACAAGUGGAAAUUUUUGAAAUUUCAAAAUAAAUAAAUAAAAUGAGUGUAAAUGUAGCAGAUAUAAGACAAAUUUAAAAUUAUAAAUAAAUAGAAAAAAAAAUAAAAAAUGUUAUCAAAUCGACCUCAAUCUCCAAAGGAAGAAGACUGCUGUGGUAAUUCAUGCAACCCAUGUAUAUUUGACGUCCACAAAAAAUUAUUAAAACAAUGGGAGUUAAAAAAAUUAAAUUUAAAUAAUAAAAAUUUAUUAGAACCCCUAGUAUAUAAAUUAUUUAAAGUUAUUAAAUUAAAACAUGUAAAUAAUGAUUACAUAAAAUUGGUACUCAAUUAUAAUUAUGAUGAACAAGAGCCGAAAAAUGGACGGAUAAUAUUAAAUCCAGGGCAAUAUGUUGUAAUAAAUUAUUUAAAAUGGUCAAAACCAUUCACUCCGAUAUCAUGGACUGAUAGUACGAUUAAAUUGUUGAUUAGAAUUUAUGCUGAUGGUGUAAAUACGCAGAGAUUAAAAAAUUUGGAGAUCGGUGAGGUGAUUAAAGUUCGAGGGCCGUAUGAAGAUUUUAUUUACGCGCGUAAUAAAUUUAAAAAUAUUAUUAUGUUUAGUAUUGGUAGUGGUCUAGCUGUUUUUUCACCGAUUAUUAAAUCAAUUGUUGAUGACGAGGAAGAUGAAACACGUGUUUUUUUAACUGCUGGAUUUAGAUCAUUAGAUCUGGUACCGAUGAAAAAAAAACUUAAAUUAUUUACUGACUACUGGAAUGUUCAGUGUACUCUUUAUUUAACAGAAGGAACAAGUAUAAAUCUCAAUGGUAUUGAUAUCAAACAAGGAAGAAUUAAUGAAAGAAUUUGUAAAUGUAUUUUAGAAAACUAUUUAGCUGAUGAUACUUUAGUUUUAAUUUGUGGUACGGAAGAGUUCAAUGAAUCGCUUGAACGAUGGGUUUCAGAAUGUAAUUUCUUAAAUUAUUAUGUCUUCAAAUGA